AUGUGUGGGAUCUUUUUCUCCUUGAGCACAACUGGACCAGUGCUUCCUACUGAGGAGACAUGCUGUUUACUACGGACGCGAGGACCAGACAGUCUCCGAGUCCACACUGUUCAGUGGGGAAUAAAUAAUAAAGACUGUGACUCUGUCUAUCUUACUUUUGUCUCAACUGUGUUGUCACUCAGGGGAGAUUAUGUGCACUCCCAGCCUCUUGUGGACGGUGAAAGCCAGUCUGUGCUGUGCUGGAAUGGAGAAGCCUGGAAGGUAGCAGGUACACAGGUUCGGGAUAAUGACACCGAACACAUCUUCCAAUUAUUACUCCAGGCUGUGAAGCCUCUUUCUACUGCUGGAGAUCCAGAGACAACUGACCGUAGGAACGCUGUCCAGAGACUCGCGGAUGUUAUCAGUAGCAUUUCGGGACCCUUCUCCUUUGUGUUCUAUGAUGCAUUCAACUCAAGAUUAUUCUUUAGCAGGGACUGUCUUGGGAGGCGUUCUCUCCUCCAAGGCCUAGAUGAGGCGAGGACUUUGAAGAUUUGCAGCGUCUGUGACGGCACGUUUUCAACUCACUUCGAGGAGGUUGAUACGGAGGGGGUGUAUAUGAUUGACCUUGGAAAUACGUUCUCACAGGAUACUUCAGUGGCGAUAGCUACAGCAGGAGAUGUCCAGAAUAAUAUUUACAAUAUUCAAACUCUCCCUUGGUGUCAGCAGGACUCGCCGGCAGGACAUCUCAAAACUCCUAUUCCUCAUAUGAAUAAAGCUGUUCCGCAAGGAAAUCCUCCACCAUUGAACACAGAAUCCCCAUGUGUCAGCGAGCUCGAGCUUAGGCUUCACCAGUCGCUCAAACUGAGAAUUCAAAACGUACCAGAGCCCCCUAAUUAUACGAAAGGGCGCGAUGCAAAAGUCGCCGUGCUGUUCUCUGGGGGUCUUGAUUGCACUUUACUCGCCAGACUUUCUCAUGACAUUCUACCAAGCAGCGAAACGAUCGACCUUCUCAAUGUUGCCUUUGAGAACCCACGUGUCGCUGCGGCAGCGGCAGCGGGCAAAGACAAGACAGCGAAGUCAGUUCAGUCAGUCUAUGAAAGCUGUCCCGACCGCAUGACUGGUCGUGCAGCGUUUGCAGAACUCGAAAAAGUCUGCCCCGGUCGCAACUGGCGGUUUGUUGCUAUAGACAUACCGUAUGUGGAGACUUGCGCACAUCGGGAUCAGGUAAAACGCUUAAUGAGACCCCACAACACCGAGAUGGACCUAUCCAUCGCAUGUGCAUUAUACUUCGCAUCGCGCGGGCAGGGAGUAGCAUCUGAAAUCGGCGCAGGUGAGAGCCAGCCGAUACCAUAUACGACAUCUGCUAGAGUCCUUUUGUCUGGCCUUGGAGCAGACGAGCUUUUUGCGGGAUACGGCAGACAUGGUAUCGCAUUCUCGCGCAGUGGGUUUGAAGGCCUCAUUGAUGAAAUCAACCUCGAUGUCAGCCGCUUAGGGAAACGGAAUCUAGGCCGUGACGAUCGAAUUCUUUCAAACUGGGGUCGUGAGGCACGAUAUCCAUACUUGGAUGAAGAGUUUGUGGCAUGGGUGCUCCAAGCUCCCGUGUGGGAGAAGUGUGGAUUUGGGGUUCUUGAAUCAUCUGAUUCCAGCGAUCAUGAGACCGAAUUUAAGGAAACAGGAAUUGAUUCAGAGAAGAAAGCCCUUCGUUUGGUGGCUCUGAAACUUGGAAUGACGAACGUGGCGCGAGAAAAGAAGCGCGCCAUACAAUUUGGCUCCAGAACAGCUAAGAUGGAAAAGGGUAGAGUAAAAGGAACAGAAGUGUUGAGCUGA
Messenger RNA from Aspergillus wentii DTO 134E9, 1806 nucleotides. RefSeq names its product asparagine synthetase domain-containing protein. The transcript is spliced from 2 exons. Gene Ontology annotation, molecular function: asparagine synthase (glutamine-hydrolyzing) activity. The record is from RefSeq and is a predicted model, not a curated record. NCBI's taxonomy places the organism in Eukaryota, Fungi, Ascomycota, Eurotiomycetes, Eurotiales, Aspergillaceae. Bases 1 to 1806 code for a protein of 601 amino acids.